AUGUCUAAGUUGGUUGUCCUUGUUUUUCUAAGUUGGACUGAUGGUCUUUUCUCUCUGUGUAAGGAGAAGAUGGCACCAAGGCGUCCUCCUCCUUCACCACCUCAGCCUAAGCCUUCAGAGUCGACAAGGAUGCUAGAGGUUGUACUUCAGGCGAUGCAGCAACAGAAUGCUGCAUUGGGCCACUCCAGGCUCUUCUUCUUCUGCAAUUCCAGUCCAAGAGUGGAGCUUGGAAAGCUUCCUCCAACAUCAUCCAACCAGGUUCAAUGGGAAGUGCAACCAGAUGAAGUCAAUCAUUGGUUUAGGGACAUAGAGAUAAUAUACACUUUCAAGAGGUGUCCAGACGAGAACAAACUGGCAUAUACUGAAUAUUUGUUGACUGAGGAAGCUGGCCACUGGUUGAGCAACAUGAAAAUGAUCCUGGAAAGGAGCGUGGGUCCUAUUAGUUGGGAGUUAUUCAAGACAAAGUUUUACACUAAAUACUUUCCCGACAGUGUGAGUUUUUAUGAGGAGAUUGAAUUUCUCCAAUUAGUUCAGGGGAGUAUGUUAAUUAUUGAGUAUGUUGAUCGGUUUAAGCACUUACCCUGGUUUUACACAUUGGCUAUAGAUGAAGAGUGGCAGUGCAGGAAGUUUGAAAAUGGUUUGAGGGGAGAUAUCGAGCUGUUAGUGAAGGGACUACGCAUUCAGGAGCUUCCUACUUUGGUGGAGAUGGCCUGUGUGAUGGAGAAGACCAAGAAAGAAGUUGAAGGGCAGUAG
Vigna radiata var. radiata (mung bean) is the source of this 753-nucleotide messenger RNA. RefSeq lists its product as uncharacterized. Lineage: Eukaryota; Viridiplantae; Streptophyta; Magnoliopsida; Fabales; Fabaceae. The coding region runs from base 1 to 753 and encodes 250 amino acids. The transcript is spliced from 2 exons. The record is from RefSeq and is a predicted model, not a curated record.